Molecule: messenger RNA, 954 nt
Organism: Lactuca sativa (garden lettuce)
Lineage: Eukaryota; Viridiplantae; Streptophyta; Magnoliopsida; Asterales; Asteraceae
Source: RefSeq, a predicted model, not a curated record
AUGGCUUUUGUAGAAUGGCUUGCAUUCUUUUUCUUUUUGCUGCCACAUUAUCUCAAAUUUAAUCUGGUUUUAGCUUCUACGUCCUUGUUGACAUCUGGGUGGAAAUAUGGAUAUUUGGAAAUUUUUCUAAAUUAUAUCUCAACACAUGUUUACUUUCAGAGAGAGCAAGUUUCUAAACCAAGUGUAGGUGCAUCACGAAGGCUACUACAAUUUGCAGUGCGAGAUGCAGUUACCACAUCCCAGUCAACCGGUUUGACUUCAGAGCCAUCAUUAAAGCGAUUGCGGUCUGUGGUUUCUACACCCAAUGAAGAUUUCCAAAGCCGCCCGAAACUCCGGUCGAUUGCCCGAGUCCCCAAAGCCGUGGCUGUGGCCAUUAAAGUUGUAACAAAUGCUGCUAAAGACGUUGUAAAAGUCAAACCCUCGGGCAACGUGUUUGACCGGCUUGGGCGUAGUGUGGAGGAGGAUUUAUCAGAUACCCCUCACCAUCACCACUUCAAUGAAUAUAGAGGUAUUGCUGAUGAAGAUACUCAAAUUACAGAGGCUACUGUUCCUACUUAUUAUGAUGCGAGAAUAGCAUCCAACUUUGCGUAUGAUAACGAGGGGUAUGAUGUUGUUGAUCCAAGGGGAAAAAUGGGUAUUUCACAAAUUAGUAAUGAGUCGGUGAUGUCAGACUAUAGUGCGGUAGAUGUUGUGGAUGGGAUUGGUAGUACUAAUGCUAAUAAUAAUAAACCACGGAGAGAUCAGAAUUCUUCAAAUAAGAUGGUGAAUGCUUCUUCGAAUGUAAAUAGUGGAAAACCAUCUCAUAAUCCGAAACCAAGGGCGAUUUUGGAAACGGAGAAUCAAAAGCUUGUAGAGGAGACUGCCAAUUCUAUAAUUGUUAGCAAUGGAAAUGUGUCUGAGCUGGAAUCUCAAAUCGAUAGCUUUGAAGUUGAGAUGGAGGGGCUAUCCAUUUAG